Centruroides sculpturatus (bark scorpion) is the source of this 1734-nucleotide messenger RNA. Its product is annotated as delta-sarcoglycan-like. The coding region runs from base 250 to 1179 and encodes 309 amino acids. Lineage: Eukaryota; Metazoa; Arthropoda; Arachnida; Scorpiones; Buthidae. Gene Ontology annotation, biological process: heart contraction; cardiac muscle tissue development. The transcript is spliced from 9 exons. Gene Ontology annotation, cellular component: sarcoglycan complex; sarcolemma. The record is from RefSeq and is a predicted model, not a curated record.
UUCAUUUAGACGGAAGUGACGACAUCAGACCGUUUCUCCCUACCCAAAAUUCUCAAAUUCAAACAUUAGUAGACAAUGUUUAGAAAAGUUAUUCUAUGGUUAUAUACGAAUAUAUAUUAUUAUAAAGGAUACGAUACGGUGUGGUUAAAGUAUAUAUAAAAAAAUAUGGUGGAAAAUUGAUGGAAUUUUUGAAAAUACGAAUACAAAAAAUUUAGGUGAAAAAUAUAAUUUAUCAAUUAUUCUUAAGAUAUGGGAAGAGGAGAGACUACAUCCACAGCAACUACUUCAGCAUCUCAAGAUUGGGCAGGUGGAGCACCUCCUUCGUCUGUAGAUGGAAAUGGAAUCCAUUAUGAUCCAUACAGUAAUCAAUAUAUAUACGGAGUAGGCAUAUACGGUUGGAGAAAACGUUGUCUAUACUUGUUAGUCAUACUCUUAACGGCUAUGGUCAUCAUCAAUAUCGCUCUCACAGUGUGGAUAAUCCGUGUGAUGGAUUUUGGAGUGUCUGGAAUGGGAAAAUUAAGGAUAAUGAAUAAUGGAUUGAGGGUGGAAGGUAAAGCCGAAUUUCUCCAUUAUCUCUACGCGGCAGAGAUUCGUUCCAGAAAGGAGCAACCUUUAAAGUUCGAAUCUAUGAGAAAUAUCACAUUGAAUGCCAGGAAUGACGAAGGAAUUAUAACAAAUAGGUUAGUUGUAGGAGAAUCAAAAAUUGAAUCAAUGGCAGAAGAAUUUACGGUAAAGGAUCCUUAUGGAGAAAUUCUCUUCCAUGCUGAUGGCAAAGAAAUUGUAAUAGCUGCAGAUUCUCUAAGAAUUACAGGUGACAGCGGAGUAAGAUUUGACGGAUCGCUUCAAACACCAAUCAUCCGAGCCGAACCAUUCCAACAGUUAAGGCUGGAAUCCCCUACGAGUACUAUUAACAUAAAAGCACCCGAGGGCAUAGACAUAAAGUCCAGAGUGGGCGACAUAUCAGCUACCUGUCUGAAAGAUUUUAAGUUACAAUCUAAAGAGGGAGUGAUUUUACUAGAUUCAGAAAAAAUUGAAUUAAAGAAUCUUAAAACGGUACUACCAAGUUCAAGAGGGAAAACGUAUGAAAAUGUAUAUCAGUUGUGUGUUUGUGACAAUGGCAGAUUAUUUCUGUCACCUCCAAAGGGUUAUUGCCAAGCUGAUAACGAUGUAUGCAUAUAAAAUAAACUGCUGACAAUUCAAAAUUAUUCAUAAGUGGUCCAACAAAACAAGAAGACACUAAGCAUAUCUACUUUUUACCAGAUAAGCCGCCAUUUUGGAUUAUUCAAUCUCGUUUUAACAAGUCUUAAUUCGCUAUAUAGUUAAAUAUAUUAUAGAAUCUUUUUGAAAAUGAAACAGAAAUUACUUUCUAAUCACUAUCUAGCGUAAAGAAAUUUUAAUAAAUCAAGCAUUAAACGUAGGAAAUCAGAAAAAUAAAAAAAUUUAGGUAAAUAUACAAUAGAAACUCAUAAUUGUGAUAAUUUCGGAAUGACACAAGUGUCGUUUAGGUGAGUAUAUUCAAUAUGGCCGCCUUUCUUCGAUUGUCGAAGAUGAAAAGAGUUAAAAUAAUUAGUAACUAUAUGACAUUCAAUUAUUUAUUGUUAAAAAAAAAGAAAAAAAAUUCGAUAAAAUGCCAGAACUGAUUGAUGGAAGAUUGAUUGAUUUAAAGAUGGAUGUGCCUUUAAAAGUCGGGUACUGUAAAAUUAAUUAUGGCAACCCUAGGGGAUAUUCGUGUAU